Penicillium malachiteum is the source of this 1257-nucleotide messenger RNA. RefSeq lists its product as uncharacterized. The record is from RefSeq and is a predicted model, not a curated record. The transcript is spliced from 2 exons. NCBI's taxonomy places the organism in Eukaryota, Fungi, Ascomycota, Eurotiomycetes, Eurotiales, Aspergillaceae. The coding region runs from base 1 to 1257 and encodes 418 amino acids.
AUGGACUUCGAAAAACCCCAAAGUUCCAUGCACGACCCAAGACGGUGUCAUACUGACCUUCUGAAUUUUCUCCAAUAUACAGUCACUUCUUCGAAGCGUCUAGCACUUGGAAAGUGUCUAAAGAAACGACUUGCGAUGGACUGCAAAAAGCAGCAUCACGAUGUUUUUAGCUCUUGGCCUGGCACUAAAGAGGAAACCUUCCAUGACUUGAAAUAUUUGAGUGUCCUCACUCUUGGCUGGUGCUACAUCCUUUCUGCACAUCUUGUUGAACUACGGGGUGAAGGUGCUUUUAUGCGAUAUACCUCGGCCAAGGCUGCCAGUGAAAGUGGUGAUCACUCAAUGCAGUAUUUUCCAGACAAAAGCACCAUUACCAUAGACAUUGGAAAGGUUGAUGAUGAUGGUGCUCGGUGGUGGGCCGCAAUACUUGCUCCUGGAGAAGGCUGGGAGGCUUUUGUGGCCCGUCAACGUCGGGAUAUCAUCGCGCCAUGGUCUAUCAGGCGGCGAUGCCAAACAUCCAAGUCCGAGUCAUUCUCCAUAAAAUGCGAAUCAUAUGGAUUGAGACGCGCUUUUGAAGCACUUGCUCAAUUCGCUCAUUUAUAUAAGUUGGGCAGUCAAUUUCCUAUUGCACUCGCAACAGCUUUGACUAUUACAAUGCAUGGACAUUACAGUUCGACCGCUCGCCUUCCAAUCACAAAGACAGUAUCUGGAACUAAGCCAGCUUCUUCUGUUGAACCUAUGCCACCGUUCUGGUCAAGAAUAUUCGAUGAGCUGCCAUAUUAUUUAAAUUUGAGCUGCAACCCAGACUUGAUGAUGUCGACUUUCUGUGGCUCAUUGUGGGAGCCUGGGGUUCCCUGCAAUCUGGUUACUCCAUGGCUACAUCCAGUCCUUGAUGAAGUUCUUGGGGGUUCUCCAAUCGAAUCAGGGCGAGGUCAAGAAAUUCUGGGUUUGAUGUGCGCAAUCCGCAGACCGAGUGUCAGUGCACUGUGGAUUGGAGCGGUCAUUAGUGGACUGGGUCCAAAGAUUCUUCGUGGGCUCAGAGGUGGAUCGCCUCCUUGGAUCCAAAUGGAUUCGCCUGGACUGGUACUCCUCAGAGCUUCAUGGAUAUCCCUGGCUCAGGUCCAUGUACGUGUAAAAACUCUGAAUAUAUGCAAAGACAAGAUGUGUGGCGCUUGCUUCACUUACCUACCGAUGAAAUGGAUGAUCUGGCUUUCAGACGUCGACCAUUUACACCUUGGGCACCCUGUGGAACAUCCCUAG